This is a messenger RNA of Leptopilina boulardi, 3376 nucleotides long. Its product is annotated as aminopeptidase N-like. Gene Ontology annotation, biological process: proteolysis; peptide catabolic process. The transcript is spliced from 11 exons. Gene Ontology annotation, cellular component: cytoplasm. Gene Ontology annotation, molecular function: metalloaminopeptidase activity; peptide binding; zinc ion binding. The record is from RefSeq and is a predicted model, not a curated record. NCBI's taxonomy places the organism in Eukaryota, Metazoa, Arthropoda, Insecta, Hymenoptera, Figitidae. Bases 163 to 2949 code for a protein of 928 amino acids.
CUUUAGACCGUCAACUAAAGUUGCUCGGUAAAUGUGAUAAUAGUUAUAUCUUAGUUCAAUUGUGUAGUAGUUAGAUAAAACAUUAUUUCUGGAUUUUAAAUACAUAUUUUUUUUUUUUUUUUUUUAAAUUUUAUUUUUAACAUCGAUAAAAGUGUGAAAAAAAUGUUUCGAUAUUUUUUGCCAUUAGCAUUGCUAUUGGCUGUGUCACUAGCUGAGGAUACACCAUCAAAUACAAUUAAUUAUCGUCUUGAUGGCAAUAUUGAACCAAUAAGUUAUAAAAUCACAUUGACACCGACACUUAAUGGAGGUUUUGGAUACACGGGAAUAUCUAUUAUAAUUGUUAAAGUAAAGAAUGCAACAAAAAUUAUUACUAUGCAUUCAAAAGAUCUUGUAUAUCCUCUAGAUCUCCCUAUAGUGGAAAAUAAUAAAAAUUCUAAUAAAACAUACAAAGUUAAAUCACUUGAAUUAGAUUUAGAGAAAGAAGAAGAAAAGAAAACAGAUUUUUUAAAAUUGAAUUUUGAAGAAGAUAUUCCUGCAAAUGAGGAAAUAAAAAUUACUUUUAAUUAUAAUGGAGUAUUAAAUGAUGAAUUACGUGGAUUUUAUAGAAGUUCGUACAUUAAUGAAGAUGGAAAAAAAAGGUGGUUAGCUACAACACACUUUGAACCAACCAGUGCACGUCGAGCUUUUCCAUGCUUUGAUGAACCCGCUUUAAAAGCUAAAUUUCAAAUAAAUAUAGAUUUAAGUGAAAUUGAAAAGUAUAAUACUGAUUAUCAUGCUAUUUCUAAUACGCGUGGAACAAAAAGUGGAAAUAUUUAUACUUUUGAAGAGACACGAAAAAUGUCGUCAUAUUUGGUAGCAUUUGUCAUUUCUGAUUUUAAACAUAUAGACAGUAGUUAUAAAUCAGUUGACUAUAAAGUUUAUACUCAACCAGCUUUAUUGAAAUAUGCAAAUUAUCCAUUGGAAACAGGCAAAAAAAUUAUAGAAGAAAUGACAAAUUAUGUUAAUACUGGAUAUGAAAUGAAAAAAAUGGAUCAAAUUGGAAUUCCUGAUUUUUCAGCUGGAGCAAUGGAAAAUUGGGGUCUUGUAACAUACAGACAACAUUUCUUGACUUUAAAUGAGAAUGCACUUACCGCUGAGAAAAAACAAGCUGUCGCUAGUAUAAUUGCACAUGAAUUUGCUCAUCAAUGGUUUGGAAAUCAUGUUGGUCCAGCAUGGUGGAAAUUUAUAUGGUUAAACGAAGGAUUUGCCACAUUCUUUCAACAUCACAUGCCUGGCCCAAUUCAAACAGAAUUUAAAAUGCCCGAUCAAUUUGUUGUUAAAAAUCUUCAAGAUUCAGCAUUUGCCUUUGAUGUAACGGAAAAAUCACAGCCAAUGAAUGUUCAAGUUGAAAGUCCAAAACAGAUUGCUGAGGUUUUUAAUACAAUUGCUUAUGACAAAUCCGCCUCUGUUAUUCGAAUGAUGAAACAUUUCUUAAGCGAAACUGUAUUUGUUAAUGGAUUAACACAAUAUCUUAAAACUUACAAAGACAGUAAUGCAGAUUCUGACAAACUGUUUGCAAAAUUAGGUGAAAUUUGGGGAAAAGAUUUGAAAAAAAUUAUGGAUACAUGGGUGACACAAUCUGGAUAUCCAAUAAUUACUGUCACAAGAAAUUAUGAUAAAAAAACAGCAGAAAUUAAACAACAACGAUUCUUUAUAAAAAAACAAAAAGAAGAAAGUAAAGAAAAAUAUAUGAUUCCAAUUAAUUUUGCAUCAGAAGGACAAGAAUUUAACGAUACAAAAGCAACUCAUUGGCUUGAAUCUGACAAAUUAGAUAUUACUGAUUUAAAUGUAGAAGCAAAAAAAUGGGUUAUUUUUAAUAAGCAACAAACUGGCUACUAUCGUGUUAAUUAUGAUAAAACAAAUUGGAAUCUUAUUAUUAAAUAUCUAUCAUCAAAAGAGGAGGAUAUGAAAAAAAUUCACUAUUUGAAUCGAGCACAACUUGUCGAUGAUGCUUGGACUUUAGCUAAAGCUGGUCUUUUAGAAUACAAUAUUGCUUUUGAUUUGUCAUCUUAUUUGAGUUUAGAAACUGAUUAUUUUGCAUGGGUUUCGGCAUUGCGACACUUAAGCAAUAUGAGAAAUCAAUUUUUGCACACUGAACAUUACGAAAAUUUUAAAAAAUUCGCAUUGAAAAUUUCUGAAAAAUUAAUAAAAGACGUAGGAGUUGAAGAGAUUUCACAAGAUGAGCAUAUAACAAAAUUAAAAAGAGGUUUAGCUCUAAAAUGGGCUUGCAGUUUGGGACAUGAAAAUUGUACAAAAUUAAAGGAUAAAUUUGACGCUUGGAUUAAAGAACCACCUACUGCUAUUCCUGAAAAUUUAAAAGCUCUUAUAUUGUGUGAGGGUUUAAAAACAGCAAAUCAAACAGUUUGGGAUUCAGUUUAUAAGAGAUAUCAAGCAAAAAAAAUAACUGAGGACAAUUUGGAAAAAAAUGCGAUUUUAACAUCUCUAGGUUGUUCUAGAGAUGAAAUGAUUUUAUUUAACUUUUUAAACAAAACUAUCAAUGAUGAAAAUGAACAUCAAUUUCUUUCGAAGGUAAUUCAAUCUGUAUACGGUAUCAACGAAAUUGGAUUGAAUGUUUCUCUAAAAUUCAUUUCUCAUAAUGUGGCACACAUUUUGAAAAUUGACAAAGGCAAAGACGGAAACUUAUUGAAAUACAUAAAUGACAUUGGCAAGAGAAUUACAAGGAAUGAAGAAUUGAAAUUAUUGGAGAACUUCAUCGAAAGUGAAACACUUGAUAGAACUAAAUUAAAAAUUGGAAUUGAUUCGGCUAAAGAAAAUAUUGAAUGGCUAAAAGAACACAAAGAUACCAUUGGAAAUAUUCUGGUUAAAAAAAAUAGCAGCGGUAGUGCGUCUUCUUUGAAGUUUGCAACAAUUUUCUGUUUAAUUCCAGUUGUUAUCGCCUUAUUAAUUUAGAUUAAUAAUUAAAAUCUAUUUUUACAUUGUAUUUUAAUACAAAUAAUUUGAACACUAUACAUACUUAAAAUUUAUUUAAUAGUAUUAUAAUCUUUUUAAUUAUCAGUCGCAUUUAUACAUUGUCAUUAAUUUGUAUAUUCUAGAUAAAGAAGUAUUUUUUACUAUACAUGUUGAUUAUAAUUUAAAAAAAAAAUUGACAAAUUUUACUAAAAUAUUUUUACGAUUCAAGAAAAUAGUUUCAAAAAAAAAAGUUGUGAAAAAAUGUACACUACGAAUUUUAAAAAUACUUCAGUAAAAUCUAAUUGUGAAUAACUUUCAAUUCGAAAAUUUGUUUGUAAUCAUAUACAUGUUAAAUUGUAAAAUAUUUCAAUUGUAAAUAUCAAUAUAUUUUCUUGCAAGAUAUUUUUCAAUAAAAAUAAAAAAUCUA